Molecule: messenger RNA, 8064 nt
Organism: Spirometra erinaceieuropaei
Lineage: Eukaryota; Metazoa; Platyhelminthes; Cestoda; Diphyllobothriidea; Diphyllobothriidae
Source: the annotation of a GenBank genome assembly
AUGCUCCAGGUAAGUCUCUUGGAAGGGCAGGGCCAGCUUCCAGAGGACCAGCUUCUCUCGAAGUUGUCCUAACCAACUCGGAGGUCGAGCCACUAGGCACUUGUCCCACCAUCGUUGUCCCAGAGAUCCAAGCCCCAACUGGCCUCGCUGGAACAACUGAGACAUUGUGAUCGUAGCCCUGGUUUGUCCUUACUAGUUUAUGGGUUGCGUCUUUUGGGGGAUUUAAACUCCUUCCCUGCAAUGUCGCCGCUUGUGCCCAACGUCAGAUGGUUCCUCGAAAUUUCUUGACCGCUGUGAGGGGAGCGGUUUGUUUUAAGCGGUCGUCGCAGACCACCGCUUGCGUUUUCGGAUGUCUAGAAAGCACCCUUGAAGUUUGCUGUGUGUGGACUCAGUUUCCAUUAUUGGCGUCGUUCUGCGACCGCGGUGACUAGUCCCUGUGUUUCAAUUUGGCCAAACCUUGCAUUCUGAUCGUCCUGCUGUCUGCAAAAGCACUGACCAAGACACCCUCCACUUUCCGCGUCAUCAUGGAGUUCGUGCAGGGGUGGCAGUGGUUUUCUUAACAACCGUCUUGUGAUAAAUACGGUUUUGUCCAUAAGCCGCGAGUGCUUUCUGGUAGAGCAUGAGCUGGAAUGUUGAUUGUGCCAAGUCCGGUUGCGUAAAUGUUAGUAGUCAGACAACACUUUUAAGAGCGAUUUAGCAAAAUACCAAAGCUCUAGAGACACCAACCUCGCUAUUCCCACGACAGUCUUCACGGGCACUCUUCGAAAUAGUUCUUGCAUCUGCAAUGAUGACUGUUCAACCGUCGUUUCCGAGGAUGCCUACGGUGUGCUCCACGCCAGGGUGGAACCAGAGACGGUGACUUGUGCAUGAAUUUGUUUAUGCUGACCGUAGACUUGCGCAUAUCUACUGCACCCUCUCCACCCCUUUCGCUUACCUGAACCCGGUGUCAAGACUGAGUCAAGAAGACCGGAGGUGGGAGAGGGCGCAGAUGGCUAGCACGACGAAAACCCGCGCCUUAACGCGUGCCACCACACGGCUCGGAUCCCGUUGAAUGGGAGGCCACGUCAAGGAGUCAUUGCAGCCUGGCUCUCAGUCCACCCGUCGGCCUUUCCACACAGACGCACUGGGCUGACUGCGAGGCCCGAGUUGUUUCUUCAGCCGGCAGACUCCCAAGCCAAGGCAUCUAGCGCACCGUGAUUAUCUCCAAGCGCCUUAUAUUGUUUAUGAUGAGGAUUAUGCACCGAGGGUCGACGUCAUUCGCUCUACCCUGCCCCGCGCACCUGUCGACUGUCCGAGCCGGUCGACUGGAUGAUGGGAGAUAGCUGAGAUUGGGGGAGAUCGCUAACGGAUCUGAGAACAACACGUUUGUGUCUGCCGCACAAUUACAAGCUGGCUUCUUGUCUAAACACACACUCACCGUCGGUUACUCAGCAGCCCACGUUCCUUCUCCUUACAACUUCGUACGCGCGCACCAGAUCUACUGUAGACUUUCAACCUCACACGUGGAAAAUAAGUAUGCUUUAUCCUAUUUCCUCUUCACCCCUUACUUUUUUAGGCGACGCACAAGAGCUUCAACUUCAGUACGGAGACAAAUACUGCCAACUACCAGACAUCAAGAUCGACCGUCAAUCCGAUUCUUGUAGCUAACAGCGCCGCUUCUGUCAUCUCCAACUUACUCAUCCGUCUGUCUUCCGUCAGGGUGUCUACCGUCGGCAGCUUCGAACUGCCUGCUGCCAUGCAACAGGCAGCUGUCAGCAUCACAGAAAACAAGGAGGAAUCUAUGGAAGUAAAUCCAGACGGCGAUAUGUAUCGACCGUCAAUCCGAUUCUUGUAACUAACAGCGCCGCUUCUGUCACCUCCAACCUCCGUUUUCCUAUCGUCAGGGUGUCUGCUGUCGGCAGCUUCAAACUACCUACUGCCAUCCAACAGGCAGCUGUCAGCAUCACGGGAAACAAGGAGGAACCCAUGGAACUAAAGCCAGACGGUGACCCGUCAAUCAAACUGAACCCGAAUGCAGUUAGUCCGGGGCGAUUUGUCGACUAUGCCGCCAGUGAGCAACUUCUCCCGCUUUUAAGUUCUUAUUUUUGAUCGUCAUAAUCCUCAUGCACUUCCGUUGCCAAAUUUUUGGUUCUCCUCGGACUCUUUCGCCCUUUCAAAAUCUCUCUUGUGACAGGAUUUCAAGAGUGAAUGUUGGUAUGAGCUGAAGCUCUCGGUUUACGAGGUUACUGUACAUGGUUUUCGCGGUUAUGACAUCGACAAUUCGACCGUCGGUCUCGACGAUGUUCGCCCUGUGCUUCACGGCAGGGUCAGCGCAAGGAAAGUGACUUGCGCGUGAGUUAGUUUAUGGUAAUAGUGGACUUGCGCAGCAUCUACCACAAUCUCUCCUCAUUUCCUGCCUUGACCCCGUGUAGUGUAAAGACUACCAGUGACGGAAAUGCCGGUACAUCCAUGUUGGCGAUGAGAACGCACUUUUUGUGCGUGCCGCUCAGAGAGGCGUGCCGCUCAGGUUUUCAGAAGAAUAAGUUAGCCCCGCUGGCUCAGCCACUGACCCUAUAAGCACGUAGCAUACCAUCUCAAGUAGUGUAUUCUGCACGUAUUCGUAGAUCGAGUCUCGUAGACUAUAAACUUGACCGCCUUGGGUACAGACACAAAAAGACUAAAUUUUCUUUGAAGUUGUCAUUCCAUCUACUACGACUCAUCAGGAUGGCGGCGGCGGCGGCGGCAGCAAACGUAUGUAUACGCAACGGGAGUCUUAUUGUGACGCUUUGACCUUCGCAACCGACGAUGUCCACCGUGUGCUCUACAGUAAGGUGAGAGCAGGCACGGUGACUUGCGCGCGAGUUAGUUUAUAGUGGAAGUAGACUUGCGCAGCAUCUACCGUACUCUUUCCUCCCCCUCACCUGGACCGGUGUCAAGACAGAGUCAAGAAGACCGAAGGCAGGAGAGGGCGCAGGUGGCUGACACGGCGUAAACCCGCAUCUGGGCCUGUCACCACAUCCCUUGGUCUGCAAUGUGCACCGACCAGGAUUUUACACAAAAAAAAGGGGGGACUCGGAUCCCACGGAGUGCGAGUGCCGUAGAGGCCACAUUAAGAUCGAGCCGCUGCAGUUUGACUCGCUGUCCCCCAGUCGGUCACUCCACAAAAACGCACACUGGACUGACUGCUAGGUCCAUGUUAUCCCGUCAGUUGGCUACCUUCUAAGCAACGACACUUGGCGCACUGUAAUAAUCUCAGACUCGGAUCGCACAUACAACAGAGGGGCCACAUGGAUAAUUAGCCGAGGACCACACCCCCCAUCUACGUGAGAGGUGCCAAUGGUGUGAUUGUCUUGUGUGACGUUGGGUGUGGUCAUGUGUGGUGUAGGUUCUGGUGAGGAGAGACGCGAUGGUAUGUUGUAGCCGACGGUGUUCUAUCGCCGGUUUUAAUGGAGACGCAUAUGGCCUAAUAGGCCCAUGCUGUGAGUGUAUGUGCGUGAGCAGUGGGAACAGUUGAGGCGAGGACGUCUUAUGUAUGCUGGUGCUCCAAGCACUGGUUCGCCAGUCUCUGUGCGGUGGAUUCACAAGUGGCUUUGGCAGCGGCGAUCCGGUUGGCCUCAUGGAUGGCUGUUCCAGUCUCCACUUCUCUUCUCUAAGCCAUUCUGUUCUGUGCGCAAUCUCCCCAAGUUUUCGGGUUUAUUUGUAGCCGGGAUCUCCGGUCCGUUUCAAGACUUUCGUGUUCAGGAUCCUGUCCUGCUACAUCAGAAGCGUUUUACCUUCCCAGCUUGAUUGAAGUGGCCGAUCCAGGUUUCCGCCCCGUUACAGGAACGUCACCAAGACGACGGCCUUGUGCGUAUUCAGUUUUAUGUUCAGUUGAAGACCGCGGCGAUUCCAUACAGAGGCUUGCAGCCGACCGAAUGUUUGGCUGACUAUGGAAAUCCGGCGGGCCACAUCGUCGUCGAUUUUGAUGCAGCGUGAGAGGGUGCUGCCUAAAUAGGUGAAGUUGUUCACGAUCUUCAGUUCGGUGCUGUUGACGUGGAUUGCGGGGAAUAUUGUAUGCAGCGGUUGGUGCAUGACCACCGUUUUGUCCUUGUAAAUGGCCAGUCCGAAGUUCGUACAUCCGACGGCGAAGAGGUCUACGCGUCCUUGUAUGUCAGCAGUCAGCAAGCAGUCAUCCGCGAAGAGCAGGUUGUGGAGAGACGCGUUGAGGCCUACAUGAGCGGGCUGUUGAGAUACCCGUCAAUCCUGUAGGAGAUGCGGGUCCCGGGGUGCUCAUCACAAUUGGCGUCCAUCAGCAUGGCAGAAACCGCAAGAGUAGAGAGGGUAGGAGUGAGUACACAGCUCUGCUUCACUCCGUUGGUGACUGCAAAUUCUCCUGAGACGGUCCCAUUGUCCGUGACGUACGCCAUCGUCCCGUCAUGGAUCCGAUGCAGCAUGUGCAUGAAUCGCUCAGGCCAGCCGAAUUUCUGCAUGAGUUUCCACAGUCCUUCGCUCCUCACCAUGUAGAAGGUUUUCUUCAAGUUCACGAAGGUGGUGUAGAGGUGGGUUACAAUUUUACGGAAUUUGUCUGGCGGCUGGCGGGCGACAAAGAUAAUAUCGAUGGUUUCACGGUGACAGCAGAAUCUACACUGGCCCUCUGGGAGGUGUCCUUGUUCGAGAUGGCCCUGGAGACGGUUGAGGAGGAUGUGAGCGAAGAUCUUGCCGACGAUGUUAAACAGCGAGAUUCCUCUGUGGUUAUCAUAGAGUCGCCAGUUCCCUUUCCGUUUGUAGCGAUGGACGAUUGUGCAUCCUGGAAAUCCUGAGGGGCUUGCCCUCAGCGUCACAUCUCCUGGAAUAGCGCUGUGAUUUGAUCCAUGCCGCCGUGCCUGUAGACUUCGGCCGGAACCGUGUCAGAUCCCGGUGCUUUCCAGCUGCACAGUUGAUGUACGGCGCGGAUUGUUUCUGUGGAAGAAAGCGGCAGAUCCAGGUCGUCAUUCGUUUUUGCUUGGGGUAUUCGGUCAAUGGCUGCCUCGGAGAUUGCGGAGGGGCGGUUGAGGACGCUUCUGAGGUGCUCCGCCCAGCGCUUCAGAAUAUGUGAUUUUUCCGUCAGAAGCAUUGUUCCAUCGGAGCUGAGAAGUGGCACGGCUCCCUUAGCUGUGGGGCUGUAGAUCGCCUUGAGUGAUACGAAGAAAUUCUUGAGUUCAUUGCGGUCAGGAUAUCCCUGGAUUUCACAGGUCUUGCAGGUCAUCCAGGUGUCCACCAUCUCUCUCUCUCUCAGUCGCUGCUGCACGAUGCGACGAUAGCGGAAGAAGGCCGCCUUAUUUGUGGCUGUCCGGCGGUUCAUGUGGGCUCUAUGUAGCCUGCUUUUCAGCGAGCAAGAUGCUAAUGUCGACGUCGUUGUCUUCGAACCAGUCCUCAUGUUGGCGACGUGCGCGAUCGAGGACGCCUAAAGCCGUCGAGUGGAGGGCAGUCCGCAGUCGACACCACCGAUUCUCUGCAGUGGUGUUGUCGACCAGGGCCGGCAGUUCCUCCAGGUGCUGAGCUAACUGAUUGCUGUAAUGCAAACAGUGAGCAGGCAAAUUCAACAGAACAGUAUUUAACUUACCUGGUGGUCGCUUACCUUUUGAUCUCCUGCGAGAUUGCAAUCGGAGCCUCAUCUUUUAGAUGAGGCGAUGGUCGGUCCGUCUAUGGGUGUCGCAGAUCGCCUUGGCAGCCAGCACGUCCUGUUGACUCGCCUCCAGACGAGGACGUAGUCCAGCAGCUGCUAUUGCCGCGAUUGGAGGUGCAUCCAGGUAGCCUUCUUCCGCUUCGGGAGGCGGAAAGUGUUGGUCUGUAGGAGUCUGUGUAUUGUGUAGAUUCACAGGAGGAGACCGUCGUCGUCGCAACCGGUGAUUCCGUGGGGACCCAGCAGUCUCCUUCAGGCAGCACAGGCCAUCCCAAGGGCUGUUGCCAAGGGCAGCCAGUUUGUCCGCCUUCGGCAGUCCCCAGGAGGGCGUGCAGUUCUUCGUAGGCUAUGGCCUUCGCCUCGUCAGAGUUUGUCAUUGUGGGUGCGUAGACAUUGACGAUGGUGGUGAAUUUGGAUCCCCGAAGAGGUAGGCGCAUGGCCAUCAGUCGGUCGUUGAUGCCCUGCGGUAGGCAGGGCAGUCGUCCCAUAUUGUCGUUACGGAUGGCAAAGGCGACGCUCACGAAGCUGAUAUUUGGACCACCGACUUUGACCCUUCUCCUAGUUUAUUAUUAAUGGCGCUGAACACCGACCACGCCGACACGUCCUUGAAAAAAAAAUGAAAUUCUCGCAUGCCCGCUCAGUUCAAAAGAUGGAAUUCCGCAUUCUUGGCUUCUGUUUAGCCAUGGGAUUUGCGCGCCCUUUCCCUUUUCUCCCAUUUAAAAAUGAAAGUGUUCUCUCCCUCACGCUUACACAUAGUCAGUCUUCGACGUUUAUAAAGCUGGGGGUGUCAAAUGAUCGCACUUUCCUGUUUACUCGUUCGCAGGUCUGGUCAGAUCGCCCAGUUCUGCCCUAACCUCCCAGUUUCUCCCCCUUCGGUGUAAUGAAGCUGAUCAGAUGACCCUGGAGGCCCUGGCCUUCCUCUUGUCCGUAAACAACGCCUUUGGCAUCUACUCGGAGUCUCCGUUUUUGCGACCCGUCGCCCUCCUGCGGCCUGUACGGUUCGCCUCCCCGGCCAAUGUCCUUCUUCAAUACCCCGAUCCCGAAAACAUGGUCCGUAAGUUGCGAGAUCUAGCAGAUCAGAAGGUAACUAGUAUCCCCCUGCUGGCUAUCCUCUCGGGUGCCAAGCCGAGUGCCGCCUCCCUGGGUUUCUACACUGGCUAUCUGACCUACAGUUUCACCCUCGAACUCGACAACAAUACGAUGCAUAUUCUGGCGGAUCAGUCACGACGACCGCAUGAGUACGUCUGCACUUCUUGCUCUGGUUAACCAACUCCCCGCCACCCUAUCAAAUUUACCAUCAUGUGCCCUUAUCCACUGCCCUUUCAAGAUGACAUGGCUUCCUUUAGAUAGUUAAACUUGCCGCCUAUGUACGCCUUGUAUUUUUGCUUCAGCCGCGCUGACAAGUACCGUCUCAUUCUUCGGUUGGCCUGGGCCACGGCCGGACUUUACAUGCCACGUGACAAGUCCAAUCCCUCUCGCGUGUUGGCCUCUGAAGUGCUACCUCGCUGUCUGUCCGUCCGCGUUGCUCGUCGCAAUGUCACCCUUCCCGAUCCCAUCUUUCAUGGCGGCCAGGCGCAGAGAUUUGGUCAUCGACUUCGAUUUGCAAUCGACAUCACUGACAAGGUUGUUUUUCUUUUCCUUCCUGUCCACUGCAUGCUCUGGAUUGUUCAGUCUAAGCAUUCGAAAGAGCGAGAAGGAGACGAUUUAAUGGGCCGGGGAAUGCACUUUUUAGAUUUUCGAGUUCGCUCUCCAAUCUACCAACUCUGUUGUUUGCGCCCAGUUGGCACAGUCCGGCCAGUUGGUGGUUGGGCAUCAGGAGGGGUGUCUGUGCGGUCCUCUGCGUGACAUACUCCCUCUUUCAAUCUCAAGCUGUUCUGCGGCGGCUGUGGGACUAAUCCAGCUCGACCGACUGAGUCUCAGUGCGGUAGAGCAGGCACACAGUUCACUCUCCAAUGAUGGAGUCCGGCAUGAAUUUGAAACUUGAGACAAAAUAGACUUGACCUUCUCUUGUGAAUUGAUUGCUGGGGCACGAAUCCUAACUUCUUUGGACCCGCGGAAAUUAAAGGGCGAUUCCCGGACACCAUCAGUGAACGACAACAAUUGGAGUCUGUCACGUGUGUCGCGCGAGUCCACACAGUUUUAUUAUCGACUGAUCUUUCUCGUACUUGCAGAUUGUAACUCGAUCCAACUUCGCAGUCCGCGGUCGGGGUGUUGAAAUUGACCUAACCUGGCUGCACGCCCCUCUGGAGGACCACGCUCUGCCGCUGCUUGAGAUGGUCGGCUCCGGCUCCAGUACUCCCAUCCUCAAUCACUUGCUCAACCUUCCCCUUAUUCAAGUCACUCUGGAUCGUGUGCAGCCAAUACCGGAGUUUGUGCGCAUGUUUUCGUCGGCUGUUGCUGGCGAACCAGUCGCAGACCCUCCUCCGGAUUGCAAGCUUCCUCGC